GUUACUUUUUACAUUCAUAUGAAUAACAACUAUUUGUUAAUAGUACCAUCGUCCAAAAAUCGGUGGUAUAUUGUUGAAUAAAGAUUUGAAAAUUCUUUUAUAUGAGACAUUACAAAUUACCAAUACAAAAAAUUUAAAUUGAGGGGUGUAAGAAAAAUUUAUAAUAAUUUCACAAUUUUACGAACAUUCUUGAAGUCCCUUUUUAUUGACAUUUAUUUUUAAGAACCACCUUUCAUGUACUUGAUUAGUAUUAAUAUCAAAAGAUCCUGUUUGUAAUAAACGAAGCUAUCAGAGUCUGAAGCCUUGAAGCUGUAUUUAUUUACGUAAGUUAGAUACAAGUUCCUUCCUGAAUUUCUUGAUAAGAAUAUAGUAACACUAUAAUAUGUUCUAACGUUUAAACAAAUCAAUUAUUAUCUUACGUGAUUCCAUUAAUACUGAAAUGACUAAGACUUAAUCGAUUAUAUUCAAUAUAAUUCAAAAUGGCAAGUGUAUCAUUCUUCGUAAAGAUAUGGAUAUGCCGUGCAACACUUAACUACAACCUAACAAUUUGUGCAAUUAUCUAUUUCAGUAAAGAUAUUAAUCUAGAGCAUCCUGUAAUCAUAAGAAGCAAUAAGCAAAAGCAAAUAAACGCAUACUGGAACAUUCCAACUUUUCAAUGUGAUUCCCAUAAACUGAAUUUUUCGGCGUUGGCAGAAAAAUAUGGAAUUGUACAAAACGACAACGACAGAUUUAGAGGCAAAUUCAUUAAUAUUUUAUACGACCCUGGUGAUUUUCCUGCUAUUUUAAAAACUGGUACAAAGACUGUAUUAAGAAAUGGUGGCGUACCUCAAGAAGGAAAUCUCACAAGACAUUUGAAAAUAUUUGAGAAUAUUCUAAAUCAAUUAAUUCCGGAUGAAUCGUUUUCAGGUAUUGGAAUAAUCGAUUUCGAAAGCUGGAGGCCAAUAUUUCGACAGAACUUUGGAAAACUAGAUGAGUACAAAUCAAUUUCUAUAGCUAUAGAGAAAGAAAAACAUCCUUUUUGGACUAAAAAUCUUUUAAUUAAGGAAGCAACACAAAGGUUCGAGGAUGCUGCUAAGAUAUUCAUGGCACAAACUUUAUUGAUUGCAAAAAGAUCAAGACCCAAAGCAACUUGGGGAUAUUAUGCAUAUCCUUAUUGUUUUAAUAUGUCGCCAAAUAAUAUGAAGCAAACGUGUCCUCCUGAAGUCGUAGCAGAAAAUGACAGACUAAAAUGGUUAUUCCACCUUACAGACAAUUUUUACCCGUCAGUUUAUAUAGGAAACUCGAGUUAUUCAAUGGUAGAUAAAAUUAAAAUGGUUAAAGGAAGAAUUAAUGAAUCGAUUAGAAUAAGAAAUAGUUUGAACGUUAGAAAAAAUAUCAUUCUAUAUUUUUGGUUCAAGUACCAAGAUACAAACAAAUUUUUGUCCAAGGAAGAUUUGUUAAAUCUUUUUACCGUAAUAUCAAAGAGCAAUAUCGAUGGUGUGGUCAUUUGGGGAAGCAGUAAUGAUGUGAAUACUAAACAAAAGUGCUUAGAACUUCAUCAGUAUAUUGACGAUGUACUAGGACCAAUACUUAGCCAUAUUUUAGUAAAUUAGUAGAUUGAAGCCUUCUUUUGAUAAAGCGUACUAUAGUGUUUGUGAUACUGACAAAAAGUGUUACUUUUUAGAGGUUAGUAUGCAAUCAAACACUGCCUUCAAUA
Messenger RNA from Diorhabda sublineata, 1696 nucleotides. Its product is annotated as hyaluronidase-like. Gene Ontology annotation, molecular function: hyalurononglucosaminidase activity. The record is from RefSeq and is a predicted model, not a curated record. The transcript is spliced from 4 exons. Gene Ontology annotation, biological process: defense response; carbohydrate metabolic process; hyaluronan catabolic process. The coding region runs from base 480 to 1592 and encodes 370 amino acids. Lineage: Eukaryota; Metazoa; Arthropoda; Insecta; Coleoptera; Chrysomelidae.